AUGAGUUCAUACAGAGAUUAGGCCUUUGGAAUCAAUUCAAGACCUUCGAAUGACCCACUCAGAUUUCCAUAAACUAUAACAGCUGAUAUAUACAACAACUUCUCAUAAAAACCAUUAGCCAAUGAAUAAUCUUCAGGAUUGCCAUUUUAAUUCGGUUCUGCUCCUGCUCGAGCUUAUGCACAAGAACUUUAAUUAUCUCCAGAUAUUCAAGUAUUAGCAAAGCAGCAAUAAAUGCAACAACAUCCUGCUGCACUUCCAGUCUAAUAAAAAGUCAUUUAGCCUUAGCCUAUAUACUAGGAAAUCCAACACUUCGAUAAACCAGUUAAGGUAGUGUCAAGGAGCGAUAUUGAAGAACCUUGGAGAAAUAAGUGUUAAUUUUUGGAGAGACAAAUUUAUGAUUUAUAACAAGAAAACAUUAGAUUGAGAUAAUCAAACAUUGCAUCUGAAAAAGUAACUUAUUUUGAAGACACUGGAAGAGUCAACUAAUUGAUGCAAGAGAUUGAUCGAUUAAAUAAGACUAUUUUAGAUUUGAAUUAGGAAAUUGAUUAAUGGAGAUAAAGAUAUUAAAGUUUGGAAGCAUAAUUAAAAACAAGAUAGAAUGUGGAGAUGGAAAUAGAAAGAAUGAGAAGAUCUGUUUAAGAUAACGAGAAUAUUAUGCAUGUUGAAAUGAAUAGAUUAAGAGAACAAUUAGAUGAGUGGCAAAAAAGAUGUCAAUCACUUGAGUCUCAGAGUCAAGAUGCCCAAACAUACUUAGCUAAAUCAAGAACUAACGAAUAAUAAAUAUUUAAUUUAUAGGCUGAUUUAAAGAAGGCUGAGAUGAGUUUAAAAUCUAAAUAAGAUGAUUUUGAGGCUUUAUAAUAAAAGUUUAACAGACUUGAAAGAGUUGUAAGAGAUAGCGAGUAUUAAUCAUAAGAGAUGGCAAAUCUAAGAAAAAUUAUUGAUGAUAGGAACAAAGAAAUUGAUAUCUUGAGAAGAUAAAGUCAUUCGUAAUUCGGAAAUAAGAGUGCCAAAGAUUUAGAAGGAAAAUUAGCUCUUUUCUAGGGAGAAUGUGAAAGAUUGAAUUAACUUUUAAAUCACAAAGAACAAGAAUUGCAGUUAUACAGAGAUUAACUCAAGAGACAAUCUCAUUAUAGUAAUAAAUAAUGA
Messenger RNA from Paramecium tetraurelia, 1146 nucleotides. RefSeq lists its product as uncharacterized. The record is from RefSeq and is a predicted model, not a curated record. NCBI's taxonomy places the organism in Eukaryota, Ciliophora, Oligohymenophorea, Peniculida, Parameciidae. The transcript is spliced from 5 exons.